This is a messenger RNA of Drosophila serrata, 1691 nucleotides long. It is a transcript of the gene zda, whose product is annotated as peptidyl-prolyl cis-trans isomerase zonda. Gene Ontology annotation, biological process: protein folding; negative regulation of apoptotic process. Gene Ontology annotation, cellular component: mitochondrial envelope; endomembrane system; membrane. Gene Ontology annotation, molecular function: protein binding; peptidyl-prolyl cis-trans isomerase activity; protein folding chaperone. The record is from RefSeq and is a predicted model, not a curated record. Lineage: Eukaryota; Metazoa; Arthropoda; Insecta; Diptera; Drosophilidae.
AGUGACACAUCCGAUCGGCCAAAGCUACCCACCUCUAGCAGGCAGUGAAAUGCCAAAGGCAAUCGUAAAAUAAUUUUUUUUUCGUUUCCCUGCAACGUUUACGCAUGUUGUUUUCGGAAACUAAGACUUUUUGUUAAUAAAAGACAGGACCAGUGUCAGUUAGAACUGUAAAAAUGGAUACGGAGAAGUCUAGCAGCAGCUCCUUCGAGGACCUGACGAAUGCCGAGGACACCAAGGACAUCCGAAAGGUGACGGCGGAAGCCGCUACCGGGGAUGGCGCAACCACCUCGACGGACCUUGGCGAGGAAAAGACGUCAGCUGAGGAGUCAGAGGCCGCAGUGGAGGGCGAGGACGAAUGUGAUAUUCUGGGCAACAAGCAGUUGAUAAAGCGAAUCAUCAAGAAGGCGCCAAAGGGAGCUAAUCAGCCGAGUCGCGGCUUUUUGGUGACCAUUAACUUUACCGGCAAACUGGAUAACGGCAAGGUGGUUGAGGAGGAGAAGGGCUUCCAGUGCCACAUUGGCGACUUUGAGGUAGUCCAGGGCCUGGACAUGGUGCUGCCCAUGAUGCUGGUCGGUGAAGUGAGCCAGGUCAGCGUGGAUCCCCGCUUCGGCUACGGUUCCAUUGGUCUGAAAAGGGAAGGAGAUUCCGAAUUCGUUGUGCCACCCGACUCGAAUCUCACCUACGAAAUAGAGCUUUUGGACAGCAAAUACGAAGACUUUGCGGAUCUGAAGAGCUUCGAGUUACUGCGCAAAUAUGGAACCCGCAAGAAAGAACGUGCCAACUUCUUCUACAAGCGCUUGGAGUUUAAUACUGCCAUUCAUCUGUACAGGCGGGCCUUGGACUAUCUGGAUACAAGAGACGGGGAUCCCGAAGCCGAACUACUUAAGGAAGAUCUGCCGUUUUCAAACAGCGAUAUGCAGACCCUGCUGGAGGAUCGACUAAUUGUGUAUAACAACCUGGCCAUGACCCAAAUCAAAAUCGCCGCCUAUGACGCUGCACUGACGUCGGUGGAGCAUGUCCUGCGUUGCCAGCCGAACAAUUCCAAGGCCCUCUAUCGCAAGGGCAGAAUAUUAGAGGGCAAGGCUGACACACAGGGCGCGAUCAAACUGUUGCAGAAGGUGGCCACUCUCGAACCGGAAAACAGGGCCGUUCAGUCGGAUUUGGCCAGGCUUUUCAUCAAGGCUCGCCGCGAGGAACACAACGAAAAGGAAAUGUACCAGAAGAUGCUCGGUCAGGCCAAGAAAAUGGAACAAAAGACUGCCACCAGACAAAAGCAGCCCCUUGUAGACAACUCUAAACUUAAGCUGCUGGGUUAUCUGAUGGGAACCAUAUUGAUUGGCGUGGCCGGUGUCGCCAUUUAUCGUUACAAGUACUAAGGACAAGCAUUGCACAUGAACUAUUGGAUUAUUUUAAGCAAUUUGAAUGCAUUUUUUAAGGAACAUAUAUACAUAUAUAUGUAUAUAUUACAUAAAAAGCAAAAUUAUGAAUGUUGGAAAGCCGCAUUUGCUUAUUAUAUCGAUAUAUGGCUCUUGUUGUACAUCUAAUCCUAUGCACACACACACACUUCACUGUAGUAGUAUGGUAUGGUUCUGGUAGUAGCGUACAUAUAAUGUUAAAGCUUAAUUUUUAAUCAAACAUUCUGUCAGUCGAGUACCGGGAAACGUUGAAUAAAACCCUUAAUUUUCAUUUGA